Molecule: messenger RNA, 576 nt
Organism: Suillus subaureus
Lineage: Eukaryota; Fungi; Basidiomycota; Agaricomycetes; Boletales; Suillaceae
Exons: 4
Coding region: 1-576 (191 amino acids)
Source: RefSeq, a predicted model, not a curated record
AUGCACCAGCAGAGGAUCAUCACUUGCUGGGUUCCAGAUGAUGGAGAGUGGCAGAGGGUGGGGAGGCUCGUAGCCAAUAGGAAGUAUCAACAUGUGCUGGACCGUCUAGAAGGUUUGGUUGUUGCUCGUAUAUUUGAACUUUUGAAGAUGAACAGGGCAGGGACAGCAGCUCAGAGUAGGAUGGAUCUUCAUUUCAAGAUGUGCCAAGCACAUGAGGAGAUUUGUUGUCUGGAUAUUGAGGUUCACCAUCUCAUGACCUAUAUACGAGAUGAAGACAAGUAUCUGCGGCUCCCUGGUUUCACUGGUACACUCAUCCCUGGUCUAAGUGCUUGCACCAGUGUCGGAGAGAGUGCUAGCAUGCCAGAUCCUUGGAUUCCUGCUGAUAUGUUUGCUGCUAAUACACCUAUACACAGGCCAUCAUCUUCUGUAGGUGCAGAUACUCAAGAGGACCUAGAUGAAGAGGAGGUGGCAGAGGAGGUGGCAGAGGAAGCCUCAAGGAGUUUGCAGCAUAUCAUCCUCAUCACUGAUGACUUCUCAUGGCUCCAGGUUCUUGAUGAUGGUGAGGCGGAGGAAUAG